AUGAUGGAAUGGGCGACCGAUUCAGACAUGGUCCCCGGAGGGCAGAUGGAGCCGCCCGAGGAUGGGGAGGCUGGAGACUGGAGACCGGAGACGCGCUGGGUGGACAAUUGGACCGAUCAGGGAACAGCAAGCGGAGAAAGAGAGAAUAGCAUCGCAGAAGAUGGCGAACAUCUUGCGCUACCGACGGAUAGGUUGUUCCAGAGUCCACGCGAUCACCGGGUUUCCCAACAGGACUCGGACUCCGGGGUAUUUGAAGUACAAGUCACCUUGACACUCACAACUCUUCUGGAUCACGCGAUCUCCAUUAAGCUGGGGGCCAUGGCCCCCAGCUGCAGAUUCCUCGGCGUGGAGGCUGAUAAGGCCCGGACGCAUCCAACCCGAUGGAAGUCUGUUUUCAACACCGAUUCCAUCUAUCAUCGCCCAAGAACGAAAAAGAAAACAAAAAUCCAUCAUAUCACUCCCCGACUCCCCGAUGCAAAGCAGCCUCUUUGGACCCUCGACCUCCCAGACCAGAGAAAGAUCACCCGUCGGGCUCCUCCCGCUGCGCAGGUGUGUCCCAUGGCUCAUGAUAAGAAAUAA
This is a messenger RNA of Penicillium oxalicum, 579 nucleotides long. RefSeq lists its product as uncharacterized. NCBI's taxonomy places the organism in Eukaryota, Fungi, Ascomycota, Eurotiomycetes, Eurotiales, Aspergillaceae. The record is from RefSeq and is a predicted model, not a curated record. The coding region runs from base 1 to 579 and encodes 192 amino acids. The transcript has 4 exons.